AUGUCUAGCGCUACUCCAUCGGUCACUGCUCCCAUCUCGGGUCCGCAGUCCGCUCGCGUCGGUCAACCGCCCGCACCCUCCGCAUCCUUGGUCGCAAAAUACAGAGGCGCAACCGUCGAGGACCUUCAAGUACCUCCCGCCAUCUCGGUGCCCAGCUCGACUUCCAUCUCGUCUGCUCUUCGCGUUGCUCUCGACCAUGACUACUCCCAGCUCCCCCUGGUCAGCGACAAGAACCGGAAGCUGCUCGGGUAUGUGCAGAAGGACCGCCUCGAGCAGCAGGUCAACAGCUCCAACGGCGACAAGACGGUUGCCACCAUCAUGACCAAGUUCUCUGGUGGCUCUGCCGCUGCCUCGUCCUCUUCAGCUGCUGUAGCUACGUACACUGUCAUUACUCCCGACACGGGUCUGGCAGAGCUCGAAGUCUUCUUGCAGUCUCAACCCUUUGCAUUCAUCACUGAUCCUGGUAGGGCCUUCGUUCUCGGCGUAGCUACUCAAGAAGAUCUUUCCAAAUACGUGUCGAGGCGAGGUCUUGAUGGUACUCGUUCCGGGGCUGCCACUCCAACACAAGCUACGACGUCGAUUCCCGCCGCUGCAGGUGCAGACAACGACGAGCCAAUGCCCUCCACAUCUGCCGGUCUCGCAUCAUCUUCGUCAACUGCAGCUGCGAAUGUCGCUGCUGCCUCGUCAUCGCAAGCCCCACAGCAACCAGCAAUGACGCGCAGAGAGGAGGAGGAAGCGAGGAAGGACCGCACGCUCGCCGAGUUCAUGCAGCUGCUCGACGGAUACACGCCUUUGAUACCCGACCAGGUCACCGACUUCUACCUCGAAAAGGUCGGCUUCGAGUGCCGCGACGUUCGACUCAAGAGAUUGUUGUCGCUGGCAGCCGAAAAGUUCGUUAGCGACAUUGCUGCGGAUGCGUUCCAGUACGCUCGCAUUCGCACCAACGCCGGUCCCGGAGGUCGCCCUCGUGGUCAGGUCGGUGCCGGUGCGGCGGGAGCAGGUGGUUCUGCAGCUGGUGGUGCCGCAGGCGGUGCUCUCCCCGCUGGCGCGAGGGAUCGCUCCAGGACCGUGCUUACCAUGGACGAUCUUUCCGCUGCUCUUGGCGAAUACGGUAUCAAUGCUCGCCGUGCCGAGUACUUCCGUUAA
Molecule: messenger RNA, 1146 nt
Organism: Pseudozyma hubeiensis SY62
Lineage: Eukaryota; Fungi; Basidiomycota; Ustilaginomycetes; Ustilaginales; Ustilaginaceae
Exons: 1
Coding region: 1-1146 (381 amino acids)
Biological process (GO): transcription initiation at RNA polymerase II promoter
Cellular component (GO): nucleus; SAGA complex; transcription factor TFIID complex
Molecular function (GO): RNA polymerase II general transcription initiation factor activity; promoter-specific chromatin binding
Source: RefSeq, a predicted model, not a curated record